Messenger RNA from Rattus norvegicus (Norway rat), 4447 nucleotides. Lineage: Eukaryota; Metazoa; Chordata; Mammalia; Rodentia; Muridae. The record is from RefSeq and is a predicted model, not a curated record.
ACAAAACAAAACAAAAACCCAACAAGUCGCUGUUCAUUAUUUGAGAAGAAAAAUGAAUUAAAGUUAUUGCUGGUACAGGAAUAUGUUUAGUUAUUUUAUAUACUACAAGGUCAACCUAGGUUGGUGAACAUAAUUAAAAUUCUUCAUUAAAACAUCGUGUCUGUCUGUCUUUAAAUGCCUUCUCCUAUAGCUCUCCACCUUACCAUUUGAAAGGUGUCUCGGUGAACCUAAAACUUGACAUUUCAGCUGUACUGACUGGCCAGUAAGGUCCAGGGAUCUCCCUGUCUCUGUCUAGCUCUUUGUGCUGUAUUUAUAGGCAUGUGUCACCACACCUGUCCUUUACCUGGGUGCUAAGGAUUCAGACUCAGGUCCUUAGGCUUUUGUGACAAGCACUAUACUCAUCAACCAUCUUUGUACCCACAACAUGCUUGUUUUCUUCCUUCUUUCCUUCGUCUCCUUUUUUUGAGAACUGCAUAUAUAUAUAUAUGUAUAUAUAUAUAUAUAUAUAUAUAUAUAUAGUGUUCUGAUCAAAUCCGCUAUCAUUCCCUCCCCUCCAGUUUCUCCCUUAUUUCUCUCAGCAGUUCUUCUCUGUCAACUUCUUUUUUUUUUUUUGUGAGCAGCCAUGUGGAUGCUGGGAACUGAACUCGGGUCCUCUACGAGAGCAACAAGUGCUCUAACCACUGAACCAUCUCUCUCCACACACACCCCCACCCCUGUCAACUUCUUGUCUCCUAUCUUUUCUUAAAAACGUAUCAAGUCCACUUAGUGUCGCCUAAAAUGUUUUUAAAGAACAAUAAAAUUAUAGAAUAUAAGUUACAGCUUUAUUAUAUCAUAACUUUCACAAAUAUUUAUUGGUCACUGAACAUAAGUAAGUACCACUUAUAGAAAGGUAUUUAUUUAACGUGUGAGUCCUGCUUUUGAGGGACUCGUACGCCUAAUGGGAAGACAAACGCAAUGACAACUUGACUAUGGGGUAAUCAAUACAAAUUACUAAGUCACUUGCCUUGGAUUUUCUCUGUGGUCCACGUUUACAACCUAAGCUAAUGAAUAGCUAUAAUCUUAAAUUAUGCCUCUGACCCAAGAGCAAUGCAGGAAUCUUUGUGCAUGUGUUACGAUACACAUUUGCUAAAAUCAGCAGAUAGAGCUCAAAAGCAAUCUUAUAAGUAAAUGUCUCCCAUAAAUAUUGGAAGGGGCAUUUGAAUAUUGCUUGAUAGUAUGUGUUAGUUUGUUAUCUGACUCUGUUGGGGUCAGUUGGAGUCAGUGACUUAAUCCCCUGUAAGACUCUGUUAAAGAUUCCCUUAAAGUAUCUGUUCCUUUCCCAUGUGAUGCUCUCUGUGCUGCUCGAUAAAAGACGAAAACAAGUCCUUUGUUAGGGACAGACACAGACACACUGCUGCCAUUCAGAAGACUGCUUUCAGAUUCAGGCUAUACAACAGACAAACCUCGACGGAAGGCAUAGGGCGAGUGCAGUAGGGAACUCAAAUCUGGGCUCCUUGGGCUGAAGUGAGAGUUCAGAGGUUAAAGGCUUAGGAUCAAGCAAACCGGCCCCACUCUUGUAACAAUACGAGGGGAAGAACCUUGAUUUCUUUCUUCCACAUGACACUGGCUCAUCAUUAUUGCUGACUCUGAAUUUAAUGCUCAUGUGUCCAAACUGAUGCACUUAGACAUGAUAGCGAAGCAAACAUUUUAAAAUAUAUUUAGGAGCCUGGGGCUGUGGGCCAUCAAAGUUAAGUCUGACCUAGUCUUCAUUGGAAAUUGGUUCCUAGCCAGGAAUUAAGAUGGCAACCCUUGUGACCCGUAAAGAUAUCCCCCCGUGGGUGAAAGUUCCUGAAGACCUGAAAGAUCCAGAAGUAUUCCAAGUCCACACGCUGGUGCUAAAAUCUCUGUUUGGCCCACAGGGAUCUCGAAUGCCUCACAUCGAGCAGGUGAGCCGGGCCAUGUUUGAACUGAAGAUUCUGGAAUCUUCCGGACUUACGGAGGUCUUAAUUUAUGGCUCUUGCAACCACAAGCUUCGGGCUAAAUGGAUGCUUCAGACCAUGGCUGAGAGGUACCGCCUGCGCCAGGAAAGAGGAAUGCUCAAGCUGGAGGAAGCCAUGAAGACCCUGGAACUGGGCCAGUGUUUGGAGUGAAGCCAGUUUCCAGUCAGUAUGACUCCCACCUGCACACACACAGAUUGAGCCGUGGCUGGUGUUUGGUUCUGGCGUGGUUUUUAACUACGUUAUAUCCUUUAUAGUCUAACGAGAUAUUCCUGGAUCCCCGCUGUGACUUCUGAUGAGAAUAUCUCUUUUUCCAAGGCUGUUAUUUUAACGAAUAAAAUUUAAAUGAUUAAAAAAAUAUAUUUAGCAUGUGCUCUGUGUGUGUGUGUGUGUGUGUGUGUGUGUGUGUGUAUGCAUGAUGGAUCAAACUCAGGUUGGCACACACUUGUGCCAAGAAUUGGGCAUUGCCUUAUCAUCUCCUUUAUUUUUACUAGACUAUUCCUGUGGACCAUCUUCGCUCUGCUAUGUUUAAAAGUAAAACGUAUUAAAAUCCACAUAAAAUUAAGCUCCCUACCCAUUUGAAGUAUACGGAUGAGUAUUUUUAUGAUCCCCGCAUUAUUGUACAGACAGGUCUCCAGAAUGCUUUCAUGUUGCAAAAUGGAAACACCGUGCAGGCUGAACAACUUCACAGACGUCAAACAGCUUCCCAGAUCCCCCUUCAAGUGGCCAGAUUUUAACCUUCCUUUCUUCCUAUUGGACAUAGAUGGUACAAUUUGUGUGGCUUAUCCCCUGCUUAGGUAACCCGCACCAACAUCAUCCUAUUCUAAGUGAAAUUCUGUAUUUCUCAUUUUAUUCAUAGAUAAUUAUGCUGCAGAGUUGACCUGUGAUUAGCAUUCUGACACAAUCGUGUUUGAUUUGACCUGGGACCAGGACUACAGAAAACAUAGAAAGACUAUAGAGAAGUCAUCCACAGUGGUUAUCCUGCCAGGGACAGAAAUAGAAACAAACCACUUCAUGGUUGAAAAGCAACAAAAACUGCUGUAACUUAUCACCUUGAAAUGGGUCUGAACGCUCACGUUUUGUUUUUACUUUUUGUUGCUUGUGCAAGUGGGCGUGUAGAGAGCUUUGCAGAGUUUUAAGUCAGUUCUUUCUAUCAGACGGGGUCUGGGGAAUCACCAAGCAAGGCAGCAAGUUCCAUACUCACUGAAUCAUAUCAAGUGAGUCCUCACACAUUCCUUCAACUGACCACCAAGUUCUGACUGGGAUAGGAAACAGAAGGAACUGUGUCUAGAAAUUGUCUUAAGACUGUGAGACUUGAUGUGGAAACAAGCCCUGUUCCAAAGUCCUUGCAGAUGGCUCCCCUUCAUCAAAUGACAAGAAGACGAUCUCUGAGUCUUCAAUUCACUCCCUGAGUAGUGUUUUGUGUCUGUUUUGUCAGAUACUACUGACGUUCUGUGUUUGCCGCUGUCCUCAUCCUUACUGAUCUGGUGACAAUCCAUUAGUCAUGACAGUUGUAUCCCAACUGAUCAGCUAUGACAGCUUCUCUGUUGCCUCAGAACUGAAAGCCAAACCCUGCUUUGCUAAGUGAGAAACACAUUUCCAACUCGCCAGUCUUAUAUUAUGACUAAAAGUGACUUCAGCAUAGGACAGCAGUUUUCAACUUGUUGGUCAUGACCCCUUUGGGGAUCACGUAUCAAAUAUUUACAUUAUAAUUCACAAUGAUAACGUAAUUACAGUUGUGAAAUAGCAAUGGGAUACUUUCAUGGUCGGAGGUCAUCACAACAUGAAGAACUGCAUUAAAAGAUCUCAACAUUAGGAAGGUUGAGAACCACUGCUCUAGGCAAACACAUUUUUCUUGCUCCAGUCUUAGAAAUGAGAAUCAAGGCCUUAACAUCCUGCUGUCCCUAUUCCUUUAAGGGCAAUUAGAAACAAAGGAAGGAUGUGAGUAGAAUUCGGUUUUCAAAUUUGUGUAAGUUGGACAGGGUCACCACCUCUCUGUGUGAAGAGCUGGUACUCAGAUCUUAAUACCCGAAAUACCCGAAACACCUGAACUCAUUCCAGGAUCAAGAAGUGAAUGGGGAAUCAGGAGUGACUGGUAAAUGGGCAGAGUUGAGAAACUGGAUCGCAUCUGUUUAAUGUUAUUCCCCACAUCUUUAAGCUCCUAGAUCUUUGGUUCUAUGAGAUGGUUUAGUCUAUAAAACACUUGUUUUGCCAGCACGAGGAUCUGACUUUAGAUCCAGAGCACCCACAUGGACAAAAUGAGGUACCGCAGUAGGCUUCUGUGAUCCAAACACCAAAUGAAUGGGAGAAAGAAGGAGCAUGGGUGGGGUUUGCUGGCCAGCUAGUCUGGUUGAAUGACAGCUCCGGAUUCGUUUAGAGACAAGCCUCAAACAAUAAGGUGGGUGGGAGGAAGACACUCGAUUUGACUUUUGGCCUCCACAUGCAAAUGGAGGCCACACUUAAACACACAU